Molecule: messenger RNA, 1336 nt
Organism: Stomoxys calcitrans (stable fly)
Lineage: Eukaryota; Metazoa; Arthropoda; Insecta; Diptera; Muscidae
Product: chitinase-3-like protein 1
Exons: 4
Coding region: 82-1197 (371 amino acids)
Biological process (GO): carbohydrate metabolic process; chitin catabolic process
Cellular component (GO): extracellular region
Molecular function (GO): chitinase activity; chitin binding
Source: RefSeq, a predicted model, not a curated record
GCUUUAAAUGAUUUUAGAAGCGAGUAACAAGCUUUACGUAGUACAUUCCUUUUCGUCUGCGAAAGUUUUCACUUUAAGGAUAUGCUAAAAAUCAGUGGCCUCUCAAUCAUAUCACUUUUUGCCCAUGUGGGUGCUUUUUAUUAUGAUGAGAAAAAAAUCAAUUGUUAUUUUGGCUCUUGGGCUGUAGUGCGAACGGAACAACCAUUGGAACUUGAAUUGAUUGAUCCCCAAUUGUGUACUCAUUUGAGUUGUGUUCACUUUGAUGUGGCCAGCGAUGGCACAUUGGAAGCCUAUAAAAAUCCAAAUGAUGACAAUCUAGUGGCUAGUAAACGAGCCAUGACUUUAAAAUCGAAAAAUCCACAGUUAAAAGUUAUUGCUGUUGUUGGUGGCCCAAAUACAAAUUUCAUUGCAAUAGCAACCAAUCGAACAAAGCAGGCAAUUUUCAAAUAUACAACUUUGAGGGUGCUCACAAAAUAUGGCUUUGAUGGGCUUGAUUUGUUUUGGCCGAGUUUAGGAGUUGCUACCGGAAAGGAGAUGAAAUCAAUUGCAAAGUUUCUGAUUAGUAUGAAAUAUGGUAUGAAGGCCUUUAAUCUUACUUUGGGCGCCUCGCUAAACGGUGAGGUCAACGACAUUCAAUCAUGGUCUAAAAUACCCAACAUUUAUCUUAACUACGAGCUUGAUUACAUCAAUGUCAUGGCCUACAACUUUAGCACUACCAUCUAUCAUGCACCCUUGUAUGGCAACACUAAUAAUACUGUGGAAAAUUCCAUGCAAGUUCUGUCUCAGAAUCUAGUAUCCGCCUCUGCCAGAUUGCUCUUGGGCGUGGCUUUUAUUGGUCAAGCCUACCAGGUGAGUAAAGGAGGCUAUGGGCGUUCCAAUGUUGUUACUUUGAAUGCACGCUCUUUUAAACGUUACGUCCGUUAUUUGGAUAUGUGUACAGAGGAGCAGACAAACGAUAUUUACUAUGCCGAUGAAUUCGGAGCAACUUUCAUUAAAUCUCGUCUUUCUUGGACCAGCUAUGAGAGUGUCAAGACCGUUGUAAUGAAGGCGGAAUAUGCACAGGAAUUAGGUCUUGGUGGCAUAGCCAUUUGGUUACUAGAUGACGAUGACUUUCUUGGCAGGUGCGGCAAGAGAUAUCCACUAUUGCGAGCGAUUCAUAAAACAAUGAAUGGCCCUAAGGACUACGAUAAGCUUUGAGAGGAGGCAAUCAUUAUUAUAGGCCCCCUUAUAAAACAAAGGAGAAAAAAUAACACAAAAAAACAUGGAACUUUUAAAAACCAAUUUUUGAUAUCAUAUACAAUUUUUGUGAUUUUAAUAAAAAAAAAAUUCACAUUUA